AUGGCAACUCUAACAACAAAUUUUGUUCCACAGCCAGCGGUUCAUAAAUCUACAGCGGAUCGAUCGCUAAAGAAGUCAAGGAAUGCUAAAGAUAUGCCUUUACCGGAAGUACCAAAAGUCAUAGAUAACGGAAGUGGGAAGCGAUACUUUCGAGGCAGAUUGCUUGGAAAGGUGAGUAUUGUGCCGUAGAUUCUUUGUUAGACUUAAUCAUUACAUCAACGCCGCUUCAAUCUAUCUUUUGUAGCUGUAGGUAAACAUCUGAAACGCCAUUUUAAUGGAAAAUUAUAGAGCUGUAUUAUCUUACAAAGCUGUUCGUUCUCCAUCAUCUUACAGUCACUGUGUAGUGCUUUCUAAAAUCUGUUCAUGCAAUCGUCGAUCUGAAAUAAUUGCUUAAAGAGCUGAUUUUCAAAUUAAAGCGAGAAAAAUUGUAGUUAACUUGUCAUUUGCUGCACGUCAGUGGAUACUGAACUUCUGAGUGAAUUUUCCGGGAAGAUUGUCUAUCCCGACACCUUAUUUUAUAUGUAAUAUUUCUCAGAACUUUCGGACCAAGAUGUGGUCGAGUUAAUGAUAUGAUAUUAUUGAACACAACUUCAAUAACUGAAUAAACUUAAAGUAUCGAUCAGAGAACGGACAAGAAAGAAAAGAAAAGUCCAAAGCGCAGUCGUUGUUUGUUUUUCUUAUUAUGAGCUGUAGGUGGGGUCUCCACCCAUGUUCUUGAACAGGUCUUUGUGGUUCAGUUGGCCAAUUUCUGUACUCACAAAGGAAACUGUUUAAGUAAGGAGAAAGAAGUUAUCAUUCGAUAAUACAUGCAAUACUAGCGUGCUUAUAGCUUACUUGGAUCUUUCCCACCUGCUUUCUCCAAUAAUUAACACCAAAAGAAAAGAUUUAGGUUGCAUAUCUUUUGUAUGACAUACCUGCAUGUGCGCAGCAUAAGUUGCAGCAAACUUGUUCGGUAAUACGUAGCCUGCGAACGAACAGCAGUCGGCUCUCCUCGCUGCUCGCCGCUUAGGACGUUUCCCCAGGAGGGGCGAAACAUCCCCAGCGCAGGCUACGAAAUCACACUUAGGCGAAACAUCUGUUGAUUUACAACACCCCCGACUGCUGAAAAUCUUCAUUGAGGCUACCAAUUAAAUUCUUCAUUUUCAAAAAUUUUAUAUUAUACCAGGUUUGAGAGAUUCAGUCGCGGUGUCUAGCAGCAUUUUUUGUUAUAUUUAUACAGUUACUUUGCCGCAUAAUAGUUUGAUUUUUAUUUUUCUGAAAAAAAGUGUAAGAUCGCCAAAUACCCAUUAUUCACCAGCAUGAAUAGGGUGGUUUUCUUUGGCGAAGGGUCAAAAAGCAGCACCUUGUCCAGCCUAUUGUAUAUUUCUUUCAUGUAAAUUAUGUCCUAACGAUUUGCACACGCUGGUGUCGGUCACCCACUAUAGAGCACUCACUUGACUUAGGAGACAUGCUUUAUUGCAAUAUAAUAAACUAGUUCUGACCAUUUAUAGCUAGGGAAUUUCUUUUCACCUAUUUUUUAAAAACUAAUCUUCGUCAUUUUCACCUCGGAACGUGUUACAGUUCAACUAUGCGAUCAUAACAAUUAAACUCGUUCUAAUGUGUUUGUUUUGACACUCAGGGCGGGUUCGCUCGUGUCUAUGAAGUCACAGACAUGUCAACGAACAAAGUAUACGCUCUCAAAGCUGUGCCAAAAGUAAAACUCUCAAAAUCUGCGGAUAGAUACAACAAGGUAAGAUCUACUUUUUAGCGAAAUGUAGCCUAUGUUCCCUGUGUUGAACUUUUUUCAAACAAAUUGCUAUUCGCGGCAAGAAGCAGAGACCAUGCAUAUAGCAAGUGCACGCGGACACGAAGUAUAAAUUCUUACCUCAAACCCAGACCACAUUUGAGACUUACAGAAAGAGUGAGAUCUGGGCAGGAGAUAACUAAACCUACUUGGCUCUUACGACUGCCCCAGCGAAGCGUUAAUUCCAACACCUCUAUUGUUCCUGUAGUUCACACGUACAGUAUGCUCCUUUGUAGAUCGAAACAGAAAUCGAGCUGCACAAGAGUCUUCGUCAAAGACACGUAGUUGGUUUUCAUGGUCAUUUCGAGGACGAACAGCAUGUCUAUAUAUUAUUGGAACACUGCAGCCGUAAGGUAAUGAUGAGGAAGUAUAGUUUGUGCGUGAAAAAGAACAACAUUUUGGGUGAAUACUCGUCGUUUUUAAGCCAAGCCUUAUUUACACCUCGACUGAGUAAACUUGUAUCGAAACGACCGGUAAAACAUAAGCAGUUUUCAGUUUACGUACUGCAAAAAAUAUAUAUUUUGUUGUUGUUUUGGUUUUAAUCUGUUUGUCAAAAAGGCUGCUUACUCUUUUUAAUUUUGAAAACUGUGGAAGGAGGCCAGUCUCUUAAUCAAUAAACUGAUAAGAAAUUAAUGAUGAUUUAGUGAAUACUUGCAUGCUGUUGCAGUGGAAUUCGGAAAGGCAUAACCGGAGCUCCACUCGGAUUUUAAACCCCUCAUAAUAAGGGUGAAAAACCAAGAUUAAACAACCCGGCUGCAACGGCUCGUAUGUGGCGUUGACCCCGGGCGUUUGGCGUAUAAUCAACGUACUGUUCGAGAUGAAGAGUUUACUUGUGUUUUUUUUUCCUACUUUAUACAGUCCUUAGUACAGACUCUCAAAAAUCGUGGCAAGCUCACAGAACCCGAGGUACGGUAUCUUAUGUUCCAAGCCGUUCAAGCAUGCUCGUAUCUGCACGCUCAGCGGGUCAUACAUCGCGACAUCAAAGUCGGCAACUUUUUCCUCAAUGCCGACAUGGAAUUGAGACUUGGAGACUUUGGUCUGGCAGUGAGGCUGAAGGAAGAAGAGAAAAAGAUAAAGUAAGUGAGGCGGUUAUGAAGGGGAGGGGCAAUGGCGAGAACUAGACAAUGACGCUGCUUUGCUUGCGCUUUCGCAGCUUUCUCGCUCAUUUGCGCGUUCACCAUACAAAAUCGCCAGCUACGCAUGCUACAUUUCUUUGAGAAAAUUCUGUUGAAAUUCUGAAAUCGUAAAUUCAUUCUUUAGCAGGAUUAUGAGAAAUCCCAGUUUUAAUAGGGAUCAAGAUCCCAACGAUUUAAGUUUUGGCACAAAAACUUGUGUGGAUGUGGUAGAUCUGGCGAAUACGCCCAAGGGACACACUCCUUUGUUGGCGAUCUUGCGCAAAGGAAAACCCACAACCUAGUAACGUAUGGAAUCCAUCAAAGAGACGCGAUCCACAAAAGAUAGAAGCUAAUUAGAUAACUAUGUUCAUAGAAUUCCUGAGACGAAUUAUAGUUUUCUAACCGAGCUCGAGCUGACUUUAAUUACUUUAAGACUUCUUUUAUGUCAAAAUUAACAUAGUGUAGGUCACUCGCUUGUUAAAAUGUGCGCAAAAAGAUUGUGGCUUCAAAGGGUUUAUUUCAUUAUUGCACAGGGAGGGCAACAAUCAUAAUCAUCAUCGCAGAGCACUGCAUGACGACUAAAGUAUAAUUUCUUUGUUUUCAUUUUGUUUCAGGACGAUGUGUGGUACCCCAAACUACAUUGCACCUGAAGUGUUAAGUAAAGAAGGCCAUAGUUAUGAAGUGGAUACUUGGGCUUUAGGAUGCGUCAUGUAAGUCACAUUGAAGGUCAUCCCUUUCUUUUCCCAAGUUUCUUGAGAGGCUUAAAAAUCGUAGGUAAUUUACCGACGUGUUUGCUUGUCACUGUAUAUGUUCUUUUUUCUUCUUUCAUAGGUACACUUUGUUAGUUGGGCAUCCCCCAUUUGAAACAAAGUCGUUGCGAGAGACCUACAACAGAAUACGAAACAACGAGUAUACCAUUCCCUCACGUAUUUCAGACAACGCUGCUAAGCUCAUUAAAAGAAUGCUCAAACCGAACCCCGCUGACAGGCCCUCCUUGAAAGAAAUUCUUGCCGACGAAUUUUUCACGAAAGGAUUUUUUCCGAACCGACUCCCAGGUACAUGUGUCACCUCCUCACCAAAAUGGUCCGAGUAUGAAAAAAGCGGAGAAUCUGACAAGAAAAUUUCUAAAGACGCGAUUAAGAAAAUAACAAUUGCACUGUCCCGGCAAAUGAAGCUUGCGAGCGACGAAAAGGACGAUACAAUGGAAAAAGACUGUCGAGUGAAAGAAAUGAAUGGUGAAUGCGGAGGCAAACUUGUGUCUCCUUCUGAAAAAGACAGGGGAAUGAGUCAAAGCAGUUGCACUCCUCGGGAUAAACCUCGGGAUACGCGACAAGAAGGUAGGCUAUUAUCGAGAAACGGGACAACAAAGCAACUUCGUUCCCAGGUUCUCUUCUACACUUUCUUCUCUCGCUCACUCUUUAUCGUCGCGCAAAUGUGUCAGUGUCGUGUUCAAUUGCAUCAUGGGAAAUGUUUGUUGGGGGGUGUGGGCUCAACUAGUGCUUUACAAUGACCUCUGAUCUACGAUAUCGAUAUACGUAUAAAAGAAGACAUUAGGCGUUCCCUAAAAAAAUAACACAAGCAAUUCGACAGCCUCAUUAACUAGUCGUUCGGGAAGUGACGACACCCGUCGAGCUUGUAAGGAAUAUUCGCGUUCGGUUCCAAGCCUCCUAUGUUCCCUCGGAUAGCGUGAAUUGGCCUGGGGACGAGGCUGGCAAUUCGAAACAAAACCGAACCAGUCUCACGGGCGUGGACUUUUUUAUGACUCCUGUAUGGUGACCAACAAUAAUGUCAAUCCGUCACUUUAAGGGAGCCAGCCAUGGGUAUGGCUAUGACAACUACGACUAUUGUCUAUGGCUAUUGUCAAAAUGUCUAAGAUGUUUAAUUGUCGAGCCUUCCCUGAAUCUAAGUGAUGACCUUUCACUGUUCGUUCCUAUUUAGGUCACCCUAAGCCCAAAUACUUUCCGCCGGACGAACUCAUCUGUAAACUGUCCAAGUGUCUCGAAUGCCUAGAAGAAAGUGAACAAAAACUUCCUGUCAAGCCACUGGGACUUUUUUCCAAGAACCCCUCCUGUCAGCCACAAGGAAAUGGAAAGAAAUCAGGGGGGAUACAAACACACGACGAUCUUAAGCCCCUAUUGGUGACCAAGUGGGUAGAUUAUAGCAAUAAGUACGGGUUUGGUGCUCAGCUAUCGGAUGGAAGCUUUAAUGUGAGGUUUAACGACGGUUCGAAAAUUGCUAUAUCUCCUGGUAAAAGGUGAGUGUACGUUGCUCUUUAAACAAAAGUGCGAUGAAUUCCUCGGUCAUUUUCUUAGUGGUUAUAUCGAAACAGAUACUUUGCCUUAGAAUCGCGCAUGUCAGGGACUUUUCCCUCUUGGUGAUUCCAUAUCCUUUGACAAGGGUUUGAAAGAAAGGGAUUGAAAUUGCGACCAGCUUCAGUAUGGCGAUGAAGUUUAAAUACAUGUGUCAUUUAGGUCAUAUUAGGUCAACCCCAUUCUCAAAGACCUCACUCAUACUGCGUCUCGUUUUCAAAAAGAGGCUUUAGGCAACUCGAAAAUGGACUAUAACUCAAUCAAAAGUAGGUUGAAUUUGAUCGUCCGCGUGAACGUAGUCCUGAAUAGGACCGUUGAUGUUGACAGUGACUUAUGUUUCGACAACCUGUGCGGUAGUCAUCUUCAGAGUCAAAGUGAGCUGUAUCACGUCAGUUGAUGGUAUUAUACUCUGGUUAUUGACCUGACUGGUCAAUUACGUCAAUGUUUUGAAUUGUCGUUGAUACUAUUAAAAGUAAAUCGUAUCGAAACAGAUUUCAGAAAUCGAUGUCAUCCGACUCUUGUACGAACACAUUCGACAUCCACGGAUGUUGCACGACCAUUUUGCGAACACCCGAAUGUUCGUAGCUAACAGGCAUUUCUUUCUUUCACUCUUUUCUCUUGACAGUUUUGUGCAUUAUUGUGAUCGACUAAAUAACCCAAGUCAGUUCAGGUCUAACGCCGUACCAACCAGUCUACAGGCAAAGUACAUGUUGUUGACUUACUUUGCUAAUUACAUGGACAAACAUUUGUUAAAGGUAUAAGACUGUUCAUUUCAAAUAACGUGUUUGUUAUGUUCACUAAUACGCGUCCCUCAGAUGUAAACUUUAAACUUCAUUUAUCCAAGGACGUUUGCCAAUCAAACCGUGCGAAACACACCACGCACCAGCACCUAAUCUUUCGCCAUUUCCGCAUUUGCCAUAAUACCUUGUUUGCCCUCCAAAACUUUGCUUAACCUUUUUAGUUUUAAGUUCUCUUGGGUAUUACAUUAGCCUCCUCUACGCGGGCGUUUCUAGGGGAGCUCGUUUUUCAUCCCUUCUGUGGGGAGGGAUGAAAAACGAGCUCCCCUAAAAAAGGCCUGCCUGGGAGGCUAGUAUUACGUUCGUCCAAAAUUUUGCUAAUGGGCAAUAUGGAAACCUGGCUCUCUGCCUCUCACCCAGUUUAUUGCAAAACAGCUGUCUCCUCCGCAGAAGCUCCCGCAAGGUAUCCCAAUUAAAAUAGCAAUGAUCGAAAAAUAGAAAGCGAGCAGGGAACGAUGGGAAGAGGGAAAAGGCGGGAGCCUCUCUUUCUUCCUCUCUUUCCCCUUUCCAUCGUGCCCCGCGCGCUCUCUUUUUCUUUCUCCCCCGACCUCCCUACAACGCAAAGCGGUCUCUGCGGAGGAGAGAGGCAAAACAGCGAAACUUGAAGCAGUCUGUUUCGUAGCCCUAUUUCCAUAUAAGGUCUGACGUUGUUUACAUGAUUGGAUGAACUUGAGCCUGUAAUGUAGUAAAGGUGAUUUGUACAUUUGAAGGUCGUAAAAAAUCUCGGGAAGAGGAUCAAAUUAUGUUGAUAUUUAUUUCUAACUUACUUGGAUCAUAACAUCUUCAAAAACUGUCAAAUUCUUUAACAGGGUGGCGAUUCUAAAGGAGGAAUUUCCGCUGAUCAGCCGAGCUAUCCGUUCGUAGACAUCUGGUUUAGAACAGACAUCACGAUGGUUAUGUAUCUUAGCAACGGAACCAUACAGGUAGUCCAUGGGCCAUUUUCACGAUGACGAGAUUGACGACAACUACCUGAGAAUUCACUUCGUUUUGCUUUCUUAUUGUCAAUCCCGCUGGGGUUUAAAAAACAGUAGCCCUAAAUUUGCAUAAGAAAACAACAAACUAAAGGAUUCUUGAAGUUGUAAUAAAAGUUCGUCAUCGUGCAAUUUUCCUAUUAAUAUUCUCUUUGUCUAAAGUUCAUCGGUUUAAUUGACAUUCAAUCAAACUUGUAUACUCUUCCCUUGCUAGGUAAAUUUCUUCAACGACCACACCAAGAUAGUCCUUAUUCCUGGCAACAGCGAUGUCUUAGUUAUUUACAUCGAUAAGCAGAGAGAAGGAACAAGUUACCUCAUGUCAGAAAUUAACUCACAGGGUUGCACAGAGGAAAUGAUUGAGAGACUUCGAUACUGCAAACGGGUAUUGAAUAAGGUCUGGGACCUUGUUGAAGAGGAGAAGAACACGUGAUUUGAGUCGGAGAACAAAAGAGAUUUUCUAUGAAGAACAAACAAACAAAUAACCAAAAUAUAGCAAAAAGAAAUAUUUUAUAGCAGCCCGCGGAAAACACUAGAAUUUAAAUAUGAAGAGAAUCGAUUGGUGAUGAGUUUAGUUACAACUG
Messenger RNA from Porites lobata, 7556 nucleotides. The record is from the annotation of a GenBank genome assembly. NCBI's taxonomy places the organism in Eukaryota, Metazoa, Cnidaria, Anthozoa, Scleractinia, Poritidae.